AUGAAAGCCCUCAAGUCCUGUCUGGUGUGUCUGGUCUCUUACUGCGAGAAACACAUUCAGCCUCAUUAUGACUCCCCUGCAUUUGAGAAACACGAGCUGGUGGACCCCUCCAAGAAUCUCCAGGAGAACAUCUCCUCUAGUCAUGAUGAGGUGAUGAAGAUGUUCUGCCGUACUGAUCAGCAGUGUAUCUGUUCUCUCUGCUUAAUGGAUGAACAUAAAGGCCACGACACAGUAGAAGAAGCUCGUGUGGAGCAGAUGAAAAAAAAAGGGAUGAUCCGAUUCCAGCAUGAAACUGAAGUGAGUCGAGUCAAAGAGCUUCAGGAGAAGCUAGAUCAGGAGAUCACUGAGCUGAAGAGGAAAGAUGCUGAGCUGAAGAAGAUAUCAGACAUAGAAGAUCACAUCCAGUUUCUACAGAACUACCCCUCACUGUCACCACUCAGUGAAUCUACAGACUCAUCCAGCAUCAAUAUCCGUCCUCUGCGCUACUUUGAGGACGUGACAGCAGCCGAGUCAGAGGUCAGAGAUAAACUACAGGACGUCCUGAGAGACACAUGGACAAAUAUCUCACUGAUUGUGACUGAAGUGGAUGUUUUACUGCCACAACCAGAGCCCAAGACCAGAGCUGACUUCCUUAAAAAUUCAUGUGAAAUCACACUGGAUCCAAACACAGCUCACAGACAGCUGUUAUUAUCUGAGGGGAACAGGAAAGCUAAAUUAGUGGGGCAACAACAGCGCUCUUCUAGUCACCCAGACAGAUUCACUAACGAGUUUCAGGUCCUGAGUAGAGAGAGUCUGACUGGACGUUGUUACUGGGAGGUGGAGUGGAGAGGUGAAGUCAUUUAUGUAGCAGUCUCAUACAAAAAUAUCAGCAGAGCAUGUAGUCCGAUUGUAUGUAGAUUUGGAUGGAAUGACAAAUCUUGGGCAUUAAGAUGUGACAAAAAGAGUUAUACAUUUUUGUACAACGACAUCCAAACUGUUGUCCCAGGUCCUGUGUCCUCCAGAGUAGGAGUGUACCUGGAUCACAGGGCAGGUACUCUGUCCUUCUACAGCGUCUCUGACACCAUGACUCUCCUCCACAGAGUCCAGACCACAUUCACUCAGCCUCUCUACGCUGGACUGUUGCUUCACUCUUCUUCUUUUGGAGACACAGCUGAGUUGUGUAAACUCAAAUAGACAGAAGUCAUUAAAGGGUAAG
Perca fluviatilis (European perch) is the source of this 1195-nucleotide messenger RNA. Its product is annotated as tripartite motif-containing protein 16-like. NCBI's taxonomy places the organism in Eukaryota, Metazoa, Chordata, Actinopteri, Perciformes, Percidae. Gene Ontology annotation, molecular function: zinc ion binding; protein binding. Bases 1 to 1173 code for a protein of 390 amino acids. The transcript has 2 exons. The record is from RefSeq and is a predicted model, not a curated record.